Exserohilum turcica Et28A is the source of this 1992-nucleotide messenger RNA. RefSeq lists its product as uncharacterized. The transcript is spliced from 3 exons. Lineage: Eukaryota; Fungi; Ascomycota; Dothideomycetes; Pleosporales; Pleosporaceae. Gene Ontology annotation, molecular function: translation initiation factor activity. The record is from RefSeq and is a predicted model, not a curated record. Gene Ontology annotation, biological process: translational initiation; formation of translation preinitiation complex. The coding region runs from base 1 to 1992 and encodes 663 amino acids.
AUGUUCAAGAAGAAACCAAACAUCAAGCCCCUCUCCCCGCUCAAGUCCAGCGACCGCCGCAGGACCGCCGACCACAUCAUUGCAGACUUCGCUAUUGAUAUCCCCCUCGACCCCGACCCCGCCGCCACUCCCAACACCGACCCCGCCGCCGCCCCCAGCGACAAGGCGCCAGCAGCAGCAGCGUCGUCGUCGACGGCCGCCCUCACUGCCCUGCGCAAGUCGCUUCUCCCAGAAAACACCCUCUCGGCGCGCUUCACCACCACGGCCGGCCCAGACCUCAGCCAAGUCUCAGGCACCAUAUACGUCGGCAGCCACGAUGCAACAGCCGGCGAGCAGCGAGUCCUCUGGGUCAAGGUCGCCGACCGCAUGUACCCCACCGUCUACACGCUCUGGCACAACCCCCGCAUCGUCCCUCUGCUCUACACCCCGCUCGUCGUCGUCGAGAAGCUGCAGGCCGGCGCCGACCUGAUGACCCCUGGCCUUCAGCGAGGCCCGCCGUUUCCUGCAAAGGCCACCAAGGGCGCCAUUGUCGCCAUUGCUAGCCUCGAGGCCCCAACCGUGCCCAUGGCUGUCGGAGAGUGCACCAUAGACGUCAGUGCGCUGGGAAAUGUACAAGGAACAAAGGGCCAUGCCGUAUCCACGUUUCACUGGGCAGGCGACGAGCUGUGGUCCUGGAGUCCAGCAGGCAAGCCAGGUCGCGACCCGCCCGACCUUCUCGACGGCUGGGACGACGACAACAAUCAAGACGCGAGCCUCGCUCAACACACUGCUGCCAUUGAUCUCGACGACCAACAAGGUGGCGUCGCACUCGACUCUACUACCGCCGACCGCUCCCAGGCUGAACAGACUCAGGGUGUCGAUGGCGAAGACGCUCCGUCAAAUCCCGGUUUCGUUGAUGUUGUGGAAGACAAAGAGUUGACGACAAAGGAAAUUGACGAUGCUUUCAAAAACGCCUUUCUAUUUGGCGUGCGGCACCACAUGGACCACAACAGAGACCAUCCGAGCUACGGCUUCGAAUUUCCUCUAUCACAGUCGCACGUCAUGUCGCAGCUCGUCCAACCCUUUCUCCCCACCUACACCCCUGCGCGAACCGCUUCCUUGCAAAUCAAAAAGACAAGCUGGAAGAAUAUCAAGAAAUUCAUCAAGUUUCUAGACAAGCAGCUCAUUGUCAGGUCCAAAGACCGUGAUGGCAACGAGGUGGUUAUCCUCGACAUUGAUUUCAAAGAUCGCCAGAUAGAAUCCUUUGUUCCGUACAGGUUACCCAAGAAGGAUACCACGGCUGCGACAAGUGCAAAUGGAAAGGCCGCGGCGUCGCCAUCAGCCGAAUCUGCGCUUGGCCAGAAAUUGAAGCUAGUUUCUUUGCUGCGACCCAAAGAGAAGCUGGCUCCCAUCCUGAAUGCGUCCAAAGCAGACAUUCGCAGUCUAUACACACCUGCCCAACUCAAGCAGUUCCUCAUUGCCUAUGUCGAGGCAGAGAACUUGGUUGACCAGAAGAACAAGCGUCUCGUCCGGAUAAAUCCUCAGCUCGCAGACGCUCUAUUGGGCUCGUCAGCAGCCGACAACGCGGCACUCUCGUCAGGAGCCAUGCCCAGAGACGCCCUAGCAGAACGCAUGAUUGGUGCUGCUGCUGCCUCCCCGUUCCACGCUAUUCUUCGCAACGAUGCCAACAUUGCUGACACAAAGCCCAAAGCCGGUGCCCCGCCCAAGAUUCACAUCACGCUUGAGACACGCAGUGGCAACAAGACUGUGACCAAAGUGCACGGCUUAGAGCCCUACUACAUUUCCCCCCAGCCACUGGCUGACGAGUUGAGAAAGACAUGCGCAGGUAGUACAAGUGUUGACAAGCUGCAAGGAUCGAGUCCCAAAGCGCCCGUCAUGGAGGUCAUGGUGCAGGGCCCUCAAAAAGACGCCAUCUUGAAGGCAUUGGAGAAGCGAGGCGUGAACAAAAACUGGGUCGAGAUUGUAGACAAGACAAAGGGCAAGAAGAAGUGA